This is a messenger RNA of Nicotiana tabacum (common tobacco), 2274 nucleotides long. Its product is annotated as protein IWS1 homolog 1-like. NCBI's taxonomy places the organism in Eukaryota, Viridiplantae, Streptophyta, Magnoliopsida, Solanales, Solanaceae. Gene Ontology annotation, biological process: brassinosteroid mediated signaling pathway; regulation of DNA-templated transcription elongation. The record is from RefSeq and is a predicted model, not a curated record.
GUGCUGAUUGCUGCAGAAGGAUAGUAAAAGAUAGAAAGUCCAAACUCGUUUCGUAUCAUAGCCUAAAACGGUUUUCAUCUCGCGCAGCAAAAAUCGACUUCACCGAGCUACCAACACUUCACAAAUCAUCUAUAAUAUAUAUAUUAAUAGAUUACUUUUAGAGACAUACUAUCAAGUUAUCUUUUCUCUCUGCAUAGUUGUCUACAGGGAAGUAGCGUUCAAGAUGAGUUACAACAACGAUCCGUACGUAGAUGAGGAAGGAGAGGCGUUGGUAGACUUUGAUGAGGAUGUCCGAUCUGAUCACGAGCAACAGGAACACUUCCUUGGCGACAAUCUGGACGAUGACGAUGCAUGGAAUCAGAGACAGCGUGAACGGUCACCUACCCCAGUGUAUGAUGAUCCUAACAAACCUAAGCCCAGGAAGCGGUUGAUUAAGAAAACUUCGGCUAGAGAGAGCACACCAGAUAUUGGCAUAGGGGAUGAGGAUGCUUAUGGCGGUGCUGCUGAUGAUGACAUGGCUGGCAUCGUGCGUGAUGAGUCGGACGACGGCGGUGGGAAGAGGAAGAGGUUUGGUAUGGAGUUUAGUGAAGAGAAAAGGAAGGAGAAGAAGAGGAGAGACAAAGGCGAGAAGAAGUUUAAGUUGAGGAGAAAUGGGGGUUAUGCUGGAGGAAGCAGGUUGAAGGAGCAGGAGGGUGAUCAGGAGAUGAAGGAGAUGUGGGAUACCAUUGCUGGUGGUGACUCUGAGGAUGACCGAGAAGGUCCGAAGACAUUGGAUGAUGAUAACUUCAUUGAUGAUAGUGGUGUGGAUCCAGCUGACAGGUAUGGAAGUGACAAUGAACCACGGUCUCCCAGCAGUGCACCACAGGCUGAAGAAGGGGAAGAGGAUGACGAAAUCAAGAAGCUCUUCAAGGGAGGCAAGAAGAAAAAGAAAACUGAAAAGAGUGCAGCAGAAAUUGCAUUGCUAGUAGAGAAUGUUAUGGCUGAGCUUGAAGUUGUUGCUGAAGAGGACGCGGAACUGAAUAGACAGUCUAAACCUGCUAUAAAUAAACUAAAAAAGCUUCCUCUUCUCAUAGACGUCCUAUCAAAGAAGCAACUUCAGCAAGAAUUUUUAGAUCAUGGAGUAUUGACUCUUUUGAGGACUUGGCUUGAGCCCCUUCCAGAUGGAAGCCUGCCUAAUAUAAACAUUCGUGCUGCAAUCCUAAAGAUCCUUACUGAUUAUCCUAUUGAUCUUGAGCAGUAUGAUAGAAGAGAGCAGUUGAAAAAGAGUGGUCUUGGAAAGGUUAUUAUGUUCCUCUCAAAGUCAGAUGAGGAGACUACAGCUAACAGGAAACUUGCUAAGGAUUUGGUUGACAAAUGGAGUCGACCAAUAUUCAACAAGAGUACAAGGUUUGAAGACAUGAGAAACUUUGAAGAUGAGAGAGCUGCUCAAUUUAGGCGGCCUUCCUUGAAAAAACCCAUGAAUAAAGCUUCAGGAGUGGAAUCCAGAGACGAUGACCUUGACUUGGCUGGAUUUUCACAGGGCCAAAAGUCUGGUCCGUCAUCUUCCAGGCAACUUACAUCAAGGCCUGAAGCAAUGUCAAUGGAUUUUCUGGUGCGUCCACAAUCUAAGAUUGAUCCUGAAGAAGUUAGGGCAAGGGCUAAAGCAAUGGUUCAAGACCAGCGCCGAAUGAAGAUGAAUAAGAAACUGCAGCAGUUAAAAGCUCCAAAAAAGAAGAAACUCCAAGCUACGAAACUCAGCGUGGAGGGUCGUGGCAUGGUGAAGUACCUCUAGGCUCUAGUUAUUGUGCUCACCCUUCUUAUUAGGGUAGAACAGCCUGUUGGCUCAGCUAUGCAACAGUUUCAUGCACUUGAAGAUGGGUGUUCUGUUCUUAGGAGGAUGUCAUCUUCCAUGUAAUAUGUUGGCAUGUCAGCCAAAUACCAAAUUUAGGUAAGGUGGCUGAAACCCAUUAUAUUUCAUAUCUCAGGUUCAACAAAUAAUGUUCCAAGUCAUUGGUGUAAUGAAAGUCGUGGCUGUUACUAUGAGUUAUGCAACUUGGUAUACAUAACUGCCGUUUGGGAUGUAUUAGGUUGUCUCCCUGUAUCUCUUUUGCCCAGGGGUUCUUCCCGUUCAUUUGCUUUUACAAGUAUUCCCCAUUGUAAUCAAAGUUCCAGAGCUAAACGAUUUCAUCAGAAUAAUUACAAAUCUAUGACCUUGACAUGUAAACUCUUGACAUGUAAUUUUGCUAACUAGCACAAUAUUUGAUUUGUAAAAUAAACGCUGCAUUGCUAAUGUAA